CAUGCAGAAUUCAAGCUGCAUUGUUGGGUUCCAAAAUGUGAUCUCCUUCCUUACUUCUUAGUUAUUUUUACUAUGGUAAUCCCACGGAUCAAUAUAUCCCGACGAUUCAUUUCUUCACCUGCAAACUUGAGUUCCUUCAUUAUUUAUGGUUUUAUGAAAACUUGGGGCUAGGUGGGGAAUUCCUCUCUUUUGUGACCUAAAGCAGAAGAUAAUAACUCAAAAUCACACAUUCCCCACCACCCAAAACAUCAAUAACGAGGCUCACACCGCCAGACCUCUAAGGCCGUGGAGUACAGGGGAUUUUCAGGGCAGUGAAACCAUUCUGUAUGACACAACAAUGAUGGGUACAGGUUAUUACACAUUUGUUAAAACUCAUAGAGUGUACAAAAUAGUGAACUGAAAUGUAUCUACUUUUUGUUUUUUUGCUUGUAAUUUGGUGUCAUCUCUAAAAUCACUAUGGGUUUUCAUGACCUUAGACGGGGUCAUAAAAAAUUACCCUUUGUUUGCUUCUAAUAGCUUUCUAGUUUCAACGUUUCCGUUUAUGACACUGAUCGAUUUUGAGCUGAUUUUUUUUGUAUCAUACACUCCAGGAGACUAGCACUUUCUGGCCCCUUGUUAGCUGUUGUUUCAUUCAUUUUUUAUAUAUCCUGUGAGGUAGGCGUCCAAAGUCAUUCUUUUGCAGUUGCAUAUCCAGUUGUAGUGACCUUUCGAGCCUGAACCUGCUCUCUCAGCCACCACAGAGUCUCCCAACUGAAAACAGCUAAGCAGCUCCCAAGUUUCCAUGGAGACAGUGGCCACAUGACCUCAACCUGGCCAAUGGGCUGAUCCCAUCUUCUUUGUCCACAGUGAUUGGCUAAGGCCUGCUCAUGUGACACACUCAGUGCCAAAGGUCAGGUCGUUGUCUUGGAAACAUCUGGGCGGAGAAGAUCUAUUUCCGUUAGGCUGCUGGAGCUGUGGGUGCCAUCUUGCCACGUUGGAGGAAGAGCCCACCUGAGAAUGACAUCAACUCAGAGGGAAGUCAGCAGAGCCAAGAGGCCGGGAGAGAUUAUUCCUGAUGACAUCAUCCGGUUCCUGGGUGCAGCCAUGGUAGAGUUGGCCUCGAACGUUGUCCCUGGCAUGGAGGUGACCAGAGGCCGCCCUCACAUGUCAGCAGACACCUCCAGCCGUGCCAUUCGUGUUCCUCGUUGGCAAAGUUUGUAGGGGUAGUAUUCUCAGUUGGCAUUCCUAGCUGAGAUGUGUAGCCGGGAGGUCACCACGCCGCAGGGCCUUGGGACCACUUCUGCCUCCGAGGAGACCCUUACUGAUGAUCAUAGGCUCCUCAAGGUCAUCAGCCAGGGCAGCUUUGCAGAGGUCAAGGCAGCUGGCCCAGCACAUUCUCACUGGGACGAAGAUGGCUGUGGAGGUCACCCCAACAGGGCAGCAGGGCUCCUGCAGCCCCCAGGGUCUGUACUGCAGGGUCCAUAUGAUGAAGGCCCUUAAUCACCCGAAGAUCAUAAGACCCACGUGGCUGGCACCGAGAACAGGCUGUUCCUAGUCAUGGAUUAAGCCAGCUCGGGAGAGCUAUCUGACUUCACCCUCGAAUUCUUCUUGAAGGGGGAAGAGGCCUGAGGCAAGUUCCAGCAAAUAGGAUAUUCCAUGCAGUGAGGCUUCCAGAAGGAAAUUAUCCACAGGGAUCUGAAGCCAGAGAACUUCCCUGAGGAGGCUCAGCACGACAUGGAAACAACAGACUCUGGCUUUGAUACCAGAUUCACCGUAGGCUGAAAGCUGAUCCCCUUCGGUGGGAGCUCCUCUUAUGCAGCCUCAGAACUGUUCCCCGGGACAAAAGUACGAUGUACCCUGGUGGGCGUGUGGAGCCUGGGAGUCACUGUCUACACCAUGGUGGCCGAGGACUGCUAUCUGUUGGGCAGACUUUUGUGGGGCUGAGGACGACACUAAUACUGUGUGAAUGGUGACAGGCGAUGCCAUUCCUUAUUUCCAUAGAACUAGAACGCCUCAUAAACACAAUUCUGGCCGUUGACUCCAGGGAGAGGCCCUCACUAGCCCUCAUCAUGGGGCGCCCAUGGAUUAACAUGGGCCAGGAGGAGACGCUAACUAAGGCCAUACUGGGAGCUGCUCCCCGAUCACCCGGAGUCUGGAAAGCGCUCCUGGUGUCCCCGGGAGAUGAGGCAGACCAUGUCCCAUCGUUGUUGGAAAAAUAUAUGAUGAUACCAUGGCCGGCUAUCAGAUCCUGGGCUGCAGGAAACCCGAGGUGUGGGGCGCCAUCAUCACAGUGAAGCUCCUGCCUUCAGCAGAUCCUACUACUUGCCGCCAUUCUCCCCCAUCACCUGAAAAAAACUCCUCUAAUGAAUAUUAAACUUGUACUGGAAAAAGGUCAAUAAAUAAAUAAAUAAGAUAUAGUCGCCUUAGCCAACUCUGUUUCCUUUUUUUUUUUUUUUUUUUUUUUGACAGAGUCUGGUUCUGUCAUUCAGGCUAGAGUGCAGUGGCACGAUCUUGGCUCACUGCAACCUUUGCCUCCCGGGUUCAAGCGAUUCUCCUGCUUCAGCCUUCCAGGUAGCUGGGAUUACAGGCAUGCGCCACCAUGCCUGGCUAAUUCUGUAUUUUUAGUAGAGACGGAGAUUCUCCAUUUUGGUCAGGCUGGCCUCAAACUCUCGACCUCAGGUGAUCCACCCGCCUCGGUCUCCUAAAGUGUUGGGAUUACAGGCGUGAGCCACCGCGCCUGGCCAGAAAACUCUGUGUUUCAGGCAUUCUGACCACGUCCUGCUUCAGAGAGAUUGUUCCCGGCGUCUCAGUGCUAUGGGGAGCAGGUGCCUCCUGGUCCUGCUGUCAGGUCUCACUGUCUUACUGGCUCUGCCAGGAUCAGAAGCCAAGAAUUCUGGAGCUUCCUGUCCUCCAUGCCCUAAAUAUGCCAGCUGCCACAACAGCACCCACUGUACUUGUGAAGAUGGCUUUCGGGCCAGGUCUGGCAGGACAUACUUUCAUGAUUCCUCUGAGAAGUGUGAAGAUAUUAAUGAAUGUGAAACCGGGCUGGCAAAGUGCAAGUAUAAAGCAUAUUGUAGAAAUAAAGUUGGAGGUUACAUCUGUAGCUGUUUGGUAGAAUAUACUUUAUUCAACUUUCUGGCUGGUAUUAUAGAUUAUGAUCAUCCGGAUUGUUACGAGAACAAUAGUCAAGGGACGACACAGUCAAACGUGGAUAUUUGGGUGAGUGGGGUGAAGCCUGGAUUUGGGAAACAGCUGGAAAAUCUGAGAAGAAAUGGAAGCAGAGAGGACUUUGCAAGAAGGGCUACUCAACUAAUUCAAAGCGUGGAGUUGAGCAUCUGGAAUGCGAGUUUUGCUUCUCCAGGAAAGGGUCAAAUUUCUGAAUUUGAUAUAGUCUAUGAAACCAAGAGGUGCAAUGAGACAAGGGAGAAUGCUUUUCUGGAAGCUGGAAAUAACACCAUGGAUAUCAACUGUGCUGAUGCUUUAAAAGGAAACCUAAGAGAGAGCACUGCAGUUGCCCUUAUCACUUAUCAAUCUCUUGGGGAUAUUCUGAAUGCAUCCUUUUUUAGUAAAAGAAAAGGGAUGCAGGAAGUAAAACUGAGCUCUUAUGUUGUGAGCGGCACCAUCGGUUUGAAGGAAAAAAUUUCCCUGUCUGAACCUGUGUUCCUGACUUUUCGCCAUAAUCAGCCUGGUGACAAGAGAACAAAACAUAUCUGUGUCUACUGGGAGGGAUCAGAGGGAGGCCGCUGGUCCACGGAGGGCUGCUCUCAUGUGUACAGCAACGGUUCUUACACCAAAUGCAAGUGCUUCCAUCUGUCCAGCUUUGCCGUCCUCGUGGCUCUUGCCCCCAAGGAGGACCCUGUGCUGACCGUGAUCACCCAGGUGGGGCUGACCAUCUCUCUGCUGUGCCUCUUCCUGGCCAUCCUCACCUUCCUCCUGUGCCGGCCCAUCCAGAACACCAGCACCUCCCUCCAUCUAGAGCUCUCCCUCUGCCUCUUCCUGGCCCACCUCCUGUUCCUGACGGGCAUCAACAGAACUGAGCCUGAGGUGCUGUGCUCCAUCAUUGCAGGGCUGCUGCACUUCCUCUACCUGGCUUGCUUCACCUGGAUGCUCCUGGAAGGGCUGCACCUCUUCCUCACCGUCAGGAACCUCAAGGUGGCCAACUACACCAGCACAGGCAGAUUCAAGAAAAGGUUCAUGUACCCUGUAGGCUACGGGAUCCCAGCUGUGAUUAUUGCUGUGUCAGCAAUAGUUGGACCCCAGAAUUAUGGAACAUUUACUCACUGUUGGCUCAAGCUUGAUAAAGGAUUCAUCUGGAGCUUCAUGGGGCCAGUAGCAGUCAUUAUCUUGAUAAACCUGGUGUUCUACUUCCAAGUUCUGUGGAUUUUGAGAAGCAAACUUUCCUCCCUCAAUAAAGAAGUUUCCACCAUUCAGGACACCAGAGUCAUGACAUUUAAAGCCAUUUCUCAGCUAUUUAUCCUGGGCUGUUCUUGGGGCCUUGGUUUUUUUAUGGUUGAAGAAGUAGGGAAGACGAUUGGAUCAAUCAUUGCAUACUCAUUCACCAUCAUCAACACCCUUCAGGGAGUGUUGCUCUUUGUGGUACACUGUCUCCUUAAUCGCCAGGUUCGAAUGGAAUAUAAAAAGUGGUUUAGUGGGAUGCGGAAAGGGGUAGAAACUGAAAGCACUGAGAUGUCUCGCUCUACUACCCAAACCAAAACGGAAGAAGUGGGGAAGUCCUCAGAAAUCUUUCAUAAAGGAGGCACUGCAUCAUCAUCUGCAGAGUCAACCAAGCGACCGCAGCCACAGGUUCAUCUCGUCUCUGCUGCUUGGCUAAAGAUGAACUGACCUGGCAAAUGCCAUGGCAAUGACCCGGAAGUUACCGCUCCUUUCCGUUUGUCUACGGCGCCCCUGUGGUCACACAUAGAUUGGACAAAUGCCACUAUUUCUAGCUUUCCUGUGAAAAGUCCAGGCUCAUUCACCUAUUUUGGCUUUUUAUGUUCAUAGAAAGAACAAGACAUUUGGGAGAAUUCUUAGAUCCAGAGUCCAGUAGUGUGGCACGUGCAAUGAAGUGUCGGAAGGAUGCAUUUUAAAGAUGGCGGGCGGGAGAAGUGGAUUUUCUUCUUGCAGCUACUGCCACCUUGCCAGAAACUCACUAACUGGCAUCUGGAUUCAGCUCAUAGUUCCCUUUCUGGCCUCUCUGCUGUAUUUUAUGCUCCCAAA
This is a messenger RNA of Pan troglodytes (chimpanzee), 5196 nucleotides long. RefSeq names its product putative adhesion G protein-coupled receptor E4P (gene ADGRE4). Gene Ontology annotation, biological process: adenylate cyclase-activating G protein-coupled receptor signaling pathway; cell surface receptor signaling pathway. Gene Ontology annotation, cellular component: plasma membrane. Gene Ontology annotation, molecular function: G protein-coupled receptor activity; calcium ion binding. The record is from RefSeq and is a predicted model, not a curated record. The transcript has 17 exons. Lineage: Eukaryota; Metazoa; Chordata; Mammalia; Primates; Hominidae. Bases 2794 to 4821 code for a protein of 675 amino acids.